UACUGUAAAUAUAAUUAUUACCCUGAAAUUACUUAUAUGUACUCUGUUGACUGCUGAGUCAUUUUUGUAUUUGAAAAGGUCAUUAUAAAUCAAGAGUAAUAUAUAAGUUAAAAUCCUUUAAAAAAAAUAUAUAAUUAUGUCGAAUUGUACAUUAGAAUUGUCGACUUUACAACUGGCAAAAGUUUUAAAUUUGGUUGAAACUAUCAAGUUGGAUGACCCAACUAACACUUUUGAAAAAAUUAGAAAUCAGUUGUUUAAUUACUUAUUCGUUUUGGAUUUUGAAUCAACUUGUUGGGAACCGAAUGAUAAGAACAGAGCUGCUCCAGAAAUUAUUGAAUUCUCUGUUGUAUUAUAUUCCAUUUCAAAAAAUGAAAUUAUAUCUGAAUUUCAACAGUAUGUAAUGCCAAUUGAGAGACCCCAUUUAAGUAUAUUCUGUCAAGAAUUUACAGGUAUAACUCAGGAGAAAGUGGAUAAUGGUGUACCACUUGGGACAUGUUUAAUGGUACUUGGAAAAUGGAUUAAUGAUAUGAAAAGUCUUCAUGGUAUUGUUUUCACAGAAGAAAAAGACUCAAAAAGAAAAAAUGCAACGUUUGUUACUUGGUCUGAUUGGGAUUUAAAUGUUUGUCUACAAAAAGAGUGUCAAAGGAAAAGAAUAUUUAAACCUGAAAUCUUUAAUAGAUGGAUCGACUUAAGGGCUUUAUAUAAGGAACAUUACCAAAGGAAACCAAAGGGUCUCAAAGGGGCAUUAUCUGAGUUGGGGUUGUGUUUUGAAGGACGGGAACACUGUGGUCUACACGAUGCAAGGAACACCGCCAACUUAGCUGCUAAAAUGAUAAAAGAGGGAGUUUUACUUAAAAUAACGAAAGAUUUAUCAGAUAAGAAGACACCUCAAACUGGAAUAAAAAAAGAAUAAUUAUGAAUGACUUUUUAUUUUUAAGAUUAAUUAUACCAAAAUAAAAUAAUAUUUGCGUUUAACUUACAAAAAUUGAUU
This is a messenger RNA of Agrilus planipennis (emerald ash borer), 991 nucleotides long. RefSeq names its product ERI1 exoribonuclease 2 (gene Snp). The coding region runs from base 137 to 913 and encodes 258 amino acids. Gene Ontology annotation, biological process: exonucleolytic trimming to generate mature 3'-end of 5.8S rRNA from tricistronic rRNA transcript (SSU-rRNA, 5.8S rRNA, LSU-rRNA). NCBI's taxonomy places the organism in Eukaryota, Metazoa, Arthropoda, Insecta, Coleoptera, Buprestidae. The transcript is spliced from 4 exons. Gene Ontology annotation, molecular function: 3'-5'-RNA exonuclease activity; nucleic acid binding. The record is from RefSeq and is a predicted model, not a curated record.